AUGCAUACUGUUUCGGGUCUACCCCUCUUUUUCGUGGUGCCAUGGGUGUUUGUUAGAGCCUUGCUUGAGGAUACACUCUGCUGGACCACCAAUGAGAAUUCCUACUUCUUUCAGCUGAUCAAAGGCCCCACCACUGCCUCUAUCCUCGUGAACCUAAUCCUCUUCAUCAACAUAGUGAGGGUGCUUAUGUCCAAACUGCAAGCUUCUAUCUGCGAGGAGACCAGGAGAUUCAGGUACAGGAGGUGGGCUAAGUCAACGCUGGUGCUGGUGCCGCUGUUUGGUGUCCACUAUGUCGUGUUCCUCACCAUUUCCUACCUGGGCAUCAAAGGCAAGGUAGAGCUUAUUUGGCUGUUCAUUGACCAGCUGUUCGCCUCCUUCCAGGUCCGCACUGAGUUUGGGGCCCAAGAAGUGGCGACGUCUAUCUUGGGGUUCGAGGGGCUGCCGACCACCGCGCCUCCCUCCCUCUCAACUCCCUCCAGCCGCCCUGCCAAGCGAUCCUAUUUGGGCACGGUCUUCAGCCGACGCCGUCGCCGCUUCCGCUCCCACGAGAAACGGCUACAAGAGAGGAA
Homalodisca vitripennis (glassy-winged sharpshooter) is the source of this 569-nucleotide messenger RNA. RefSeq names its product secretin receptor-like. The record is from RefSeq and is a predicted model, not a curated record. NCBI's taxonomy places the organism in Eukaryota, Metazoa, Arthropoda, Insecta, Hemiptera, Cicadellidae. Gene Ontology annotation, biological process: cell surface receptor signaling pathway; adenylate cyclase-modulating G protein-coupled receptor signaling pathway. The transcript has 5 exons. The annotation marks the transcript as partial. Gene Ontology annotation, molecular function: G protein-coupled peptide receptor activity; peptide hormone binding. Gene Ontology annotation, cellular component: plasma membrane.